Messenger RNA from Ylistrum balloti, 1395 nucleotides. Its product is annotated as mucin-2-like. Lineage: Eukaryota; Metazoa; Mollusca; Bivalvia; Pectinida; Pectinidae. The record is from RefSeq and is a predicted model, not a curated record. The transcript has 3 exons. Bases 1 to 1395 code for a protein of 464 amino acids.
AUGGGUGUACCAUCAAUCAUUGGAGAGGGUGUGGAAGAUAUAACAACUGACUUCUUGAUGGUAAUCCCUACUCUAGUUCUCGGUAUCCCAAACCAUCUCCAGCCUUACCAAUCCACUCCUGUCACAGGUAUCCCAAACCAUCUCCAGCCUUACCCAUCCACUCCUGUCACAGGUACCCUUACCCCACACCAUCUCCAGUCUUACCCACCCACUGCUGUCAAAGGUACCCUGACCCCACACCAUCUCCAGCCUUACCCAUCCACUCCUGUCACAGGUACCCCACACCAUCUCCAGUCUUACCCACCCACUCCUGUCACAGGUACCCCUACCCCACACCAUCUCCAGCAUUACUUAUCCACUCUUGUCACUGGUACCCCACACCAUCUCCAGCCUUACCCACCCAAUCAUGUCACAGGUACCUCAAACUUUCUCCAGCUCAACCCAACCACUCCUGUCACAUGUACCCUUACCCCACACCAUCUCCAGCCAUAUCCAACCACUCCUGUCAUAGGUACCCCAAACUUUCUCCAGCUCAACCCAACCACUCCUGUCACAUGUACCCUUACCCCACACCAUCUCCAGCCUUACUCAUCCACUCCUGUCACUGGUACCCCACACCAUCUCCAGCACGACCCACCCCCUCCUGUCACAGGUACCCCAAACUACCUCCAGGUCAACCUAACCACUCCUGUCACAGGUACCCUUACCCCACACCAUCUCCAGCCUUACCCACCCAAUCCUGUCACAGGUAUCCCAAACCAUCUCCAGCCUCACCCAUCCACUCCUGUCACAGGUACCCUUACCCUACACCAUCUCCAGUCUUACCCACCCACUGCUGUCACAGGUACCCUUACCCCACACCAUCUCCAUCCUUACCCAUCCACUCCUGUCACAGGUACCCUUACCCCUCACCAUCUCCAGCCUUACCCACCCACUCCUGUCACAGGUAUCCCAAACUAUCUCCAGACCAACCCAACCACUCCUGUCACAGGCACCCCUUGCCCCACACCAUCUCCAGCCGUACCCAACCACUCCUGUCACAGGUACCCUUACCCCACACCAUCUCCAGCCUUACCCACCCACUCCUGUCACAGGUACCCUAACCCACACCAUCUCCAGCUUACCCACCCACCCCUGUCACAGGUUCCCUUGCCCCACACCAUCUCCAGCUUACCCACCCACCCCUGUCACAGGUACCCCAAACCAUCUCCAGCACGACCCACCCCCUCCUGUUACAUGUACCCUUAUCCCACACUAUCUCCAGUCUUACCCACCCACUCCUGUCACAGGUACCCUUACUCCACACCAUCUGCAGUCUUACCCACCCACUCCUGUCACAGGGACCCUUACCACACACCAUCUCCAGCCCUACCCAUCCAAUCCUGUCACUGGUAG